UUGAGCGGUCGUAUGCAGCCUGCAUACGACCCUGCAUAAUGCAGGGUUGUUGACUCUGUGAUUUGCGAGUGCGGGUGAGGUUACACGGCUCGCGCACUAACCAGACAGUCUGAGUCUGCCAGUCGUGGUGACACGUUGUGCCACAGUGAUUUAAAAUAUUGAUAGUUUUAUAUUUAAAACCAUGUCAAAAAAACCAUCCGGCUCUGAAUUUCGUACAAGAGCUAAAGAAAGAGAAAAAGUAGCUCAGAAAUCUUCUGCCCUGUUAUCGUCAUGGCUUAAUGUUAACGACUCGAGAGGAAAAGAUGAUGGAAGCUGCAAUACAAGUGAUAUGUGUAAGGAACAACCGGAAGCGGUUCAAGAGGAAUGUUUAACCGAGGUGGAGGCUGCCAGUUCGAUGGAAGUAGACGAACUAGAAGAUCUCCCAUGUAUAGCAAUAUCAUUACAAGGUGAUGAAGGCGAAAAUGAUGCAGAUAGUGUUAUCCAACCGUGCACUAAGACUGUUGAGGAUGACGUUCCUACAGCUCUGACAAUGGAUGUAGCGCAAGGUGAGCAUACAACUCAUUUUGAUAUAGAAUUUAAAGAUCCGGGAACAUGGCCUACAGCUUUAUCGGAUACAGAAAGGUGCUUCAUAGUAUCAGGCUUAUCAAAGGAAGAAAGUGUAGAGCCUGAUUUAAGUAACACCUUAAGAGAUGGUAGAAAACUAACCAAAGACUGGUUUACAAAAACUUUGUCCGGUGGCCAGAAGAUCCACCGCACAUGGUUAGCAUACAGCAAAUCAAAAAAUGCCUUAUUUUGCAUUCCAUGUAAAAUUUUUUCCCGCUCUAACUCAGAACAAAAUAUUUCUGCUUUGGCUAAAGAGAAGGGUUUAACUCAGUGGAAAAAAUUGAAUGAACGAAUUCCUGAGCAUGAAAAUUCACUCAUUCACAAAAAGUGUUUUUGCUCAUGGAAAUCAUUGCAGUCAUCAUUAAAUAAAGGUACUGGAAUUGAUAGAGAGCUACAAGACAAGAUAGCGCUUGAGGAAGCGCACUGGAGAGGGGUCCUGUAUGCUAUCAUUGAUGUUAUCAUAAAUUUAGCUAAACAAGGUAGCCCGUUACGGGGUUCUAAUUCUAAUGAAAGCCUGGAAUUUGGGGACCCUAGAUGUGAAUCAAACACAAAUUUGUCACAACCCUCAGAUAGAUCUUUAAAAAUUAAAAUUACCGUAAAAUAA
Messenger RNA from Diabrotica virgifera virgifera (western corn rootworm), 1207 nucleotides. RefSeq names its product zinc finger MYM-type protein 5-like. Lineage: Eukaryota; Metazoa; Arthropoda; Insecta; Coleoptera; Chrysomelidae. The transcript is spliced from 3 exons. The record is from RefSeq and is a predicted model, not a curated record. The coding region runs from base 182 to 1207 and encodes 341 amino acids.